Molecule: messenger RNA, 1193 nt
Organism: Eufriesea mexicana
Lineage: Eukaryota; Metazoa; Arthropoda; Insecta; Hymenoptera; Apidae
Gene: tank
Product: EI24 domain-containing protein tank
Exons: 7
Coding region: 169-1119 (316 amino acids)
Biological process (GO): macroautophagy
Cellular component (GO): endoplasmic reticulum
Source: RefSeq, a predicted model, not a curated record
UAGAAAGAUUUCUGUCGGACAGAUAUUCUUACUAAUACUGAAUGACAAUAUUGUGCUAUCAUAUUACAGUUGACAGCUAUGUUACUUCGAAAAUGUUUUUUUGGCAGAUUAUUCAACAUAUUUGGUUUAUAGAUUAAUUAUAUUCUAUAGUGGAUAUCACUGUGAAAUAUGGAUAACGUGACAGGAAUAAUACGUGCCAUGUAUCGAGGAUUUGUGGAUAGCUUAAGAGGAGCUAUUGUUUUGUUUUAUAUGGACAAACAUAUUAAUGAAAAGAUAUCUAGACCUCCCUCCUCUAAAUUAGAAAUUCAUGGAAAAGACGCAGCUAUUAUACCUCAUGCUUCAAAACAUUUUAAUCACUUAAGAGAAUCAAAGGUAUUAAAAAGAACAAUUCAAUGUUGUGCAUUAAAUGGUGGUGUAUUUUGGGCCAGCAUUUUGAUAUUUGAAUGUGGUUUACUUCCAUUUCUCAAGUACUUAUUGAGCAUUAUAUUUGGCCAUUCACCGGGUAUGGGUAUGACUGUGUGGUCUUGGAUGAAACCAUUUCUAUCAUUGACUUUUGGCACUGUAUGGGUACUACCACUAUUUGUGCUCAGUAGGAUAGUCAACAGUUUAUGGUUUCAGGACAUAGCGGACAGUGCUUAUAGGUAUAGACAAGGAAGGCCAUUACUUUUGUCCAGUGUGAGCAAGCUCAUAGCAGACACGCUUUUCAGUAUAUUGGUUCAAGCAUUAUUUUUGGGUCAAGGAAUGUUGGUAUCCAGGAUUCCAUUACCUCUUGUAGGUGAUAUCCUUGCCCUUAUACAUAUGUGCCUUUUAUAUGCUCUCUAUGCUUUUGAAUACAAGUGGUUUAAUAUGGGUUGGGAAUUACAUAGACGAUUAAGUUUUAUUGAAAGUAAUUGGCCAUAUUUUGUGGGUUUUGGCCUGCCACUAGCAGUACUUACUCAACUGCCAAGUUCAUAUGUAAUAAGUGGCUGUGUUUUUUCUAUACUGUUCCCAUUAUUUAUUGUAAGUGGAAAUGAAGCAAUACCUGUAACUGGAGUAUGUGACUGUCCAUUAAAAUUAUUUUCACCAGUAAUUGCUAUUGCAAAUACACUUUUCAACAAAACAAUUGGACCCAAACGGUGACAUAAAAGGACAUAACCAAUCCCUUUGGAAUGAUAAAUAUGUAGCCAUAAACAGUUUUUUUCAGAUUGUCACAU